This is a messenger RNA of Pyricularia grisea, 1583 nucleotides long. RefSeq lists its product as uncharacterized. Gene Ontology annotation, biological process: carbohydrate catabolic process; fungal-type cell wall biogenesis. Gene Ontology annotation, molecular function: mannan endo-1,6-alpha-mannosidase activity. The record is from RefSeq and is a predicted model, not a curated record. NCBI's taxonomy places the organism in Eukaryota, Fungi, Ascomycota, Sordariomycetes, Magnaporthales, Pyriculariaceae. The transcript has 2 exons. Bases 195 to 1583 code for a protein of 462 amino acids.
UAACUAGCCCAACCGAGUUUGUAUUCCUCUGAUUUUUUUUCAGGAAUAUGAUUUGAGGGAUAUAACAUCAAACCGUCCGUUUUGUCCAGCUAAGAGCUGAAGAUUAUUUUUUUCGUCGUCUCGUCCGAAAACUCGGGCCCGCCUACCUACCAUACGCACCUUACCUAUUCCAAGGGAUUGAAUAUUAGACGAUCAUGAUACUAUUAAAAAAGGUGGCAGCAGCAUGCUUGCUUCUGCAGCAGCUGCCUGGGGCUGUUUCAAUAAGCGUCAACUUUAACGAUGCAAACUCAGUCAAGUCUGGAGCCAGCACAGUUGCCUUUGGUAUGAUGAAGUACUACACUGGAAACAACACUGGAGACACACCGGGAAACUUGCCAGAUCCCUAUUACUGGUGGGAGGCUGGUGCCAUGUUUGGCACAAUGGUCGAUUAUUGGUUGCUCACAGGAGACACUAGCUACAACGCGGCGACGACACAGGCGCUACUACACCAAGUAGGAGACGGCAAGGACUACAUGCCUACGAACCAGACGAGGACUUUGGGAAACGAUGACCAGGGGUUCUGGGCGAUGGCUGCGAUGUCGGCAGCCGAGAGCAGGUAUGCCGAUCCACCGGCGGGACAACCACAGUGGCUCGCCCUCGCGCAGGCCGUUUUCAACGAAUACACUACACGUUGGGACACCAAGACCUGCGGUGGGGGUCUUCGCUGGCAGAUAUUUCAGUUCAACAACGGUUACAACUACAAAAACUCCAUCUCCAACGGAGCCUUCUUCAACCUGGCGGCCCGACUCGCCCGCUUUACCGGCAACCAGACGUAUUCGGAUUGGGCGACCAAGGUCUGGGAUUGGGAGCGGAGCGUGGGUCUCAUGACGGACAAGUACGAAAUCUACGACGGCGCCGUCGCCGACGGUGGCAAUGACUGCAAAAAUCCCGACAUGGUGCAGUGGACCUACAACGCGGGCAUCUAUAUGCACGGGGCGGCUUUCAUGUACAACUUGACCGAGUCGGCAACCUGGAAGGAGAGGGUGAGCGGGCUGCUGAACAGAACCAUGAUCAGCUUCGUCAACAACUCGGUCCUGGUCGAGCCUGGUUGCGAAUUUGUGGGGACGUGCAACAACGAUCAACAAAGUUUCAAGGGGUACCUGACGAGGUGGAUGGGCGGCACGGCGCAGCUGGCGCCCUUCACCUUCAACACGAUCCAGCCGAUCCUGCGGUCCAACGCCGAGGCCGCGGCGGCGUCAUGCUCGGGCAGCCCGGCGUCGGGCUUCAAGGGCACGCCAGGAACGGCCUGCGGAUUCCGGUACAAGGCGGGUAGCGACUUUGACGGCAUGGUGGGCGUGGGCGAGCAGAUGAACGCACUCAACGCGCUCAUGUACACGCUCAUCAAGAACAACACCAAGGAGGUGGUGCCCGUCACGGCGGACACGGGUGGAACUUCAAAGGGAGAUCCUAACGCCGGUACCACCAAGUCCCCGGAGGUUACAACCUUCCAGCCCAUCACGACGGCCGGUCGCGUGGCCGCUGGCUUCUUGACAACAGGCACUAUUCUCAGUAUGAUCGGAGCGUGCAUUUUUGUGGUAACAUGA